AUGGGGGCGCCUGCCUGCAGGGCCAAAACGCCCUGGAUGCAUGUGCAGAAGCUCCUGACCUCCUGGCUGGCCAGAGAGCAGGACUGGGACCAGCACCUGGACGAGGUGCACAUGCUCCAGCAGAAGAGGAUCCGAGACUCCCCACUGCUGCGGGCGGCCCAGGAAAACAACCUGUGCAUGCUGAAGGAACUUCUGCUGGACCAAAUCUGUGACUUCCAGCAAAGAGGGGCCCUGGGGGAGACGGCGCUGCAUGUGGCUGCCCUCUACGACAACCUGGAGGCCGCAGUGCUGCUGAUGGACACCGCCCCACAGCUGGUCAGGGAGUCCGUCUCCUGCGAGCCCUUUGUUGGUCAGACGGCCCUGCACAUCGCCAUCGUCAACCAGAACGUGAACUUGGUGCGCGCCCUGCUCGCCCGCGGCGCCAGCGUCUCGGCCAGGGCCACGGGCACCGCCUUCCAGCUCAGCCCGCGCAACCUCAUCUACUUCGGGGAGCACCCCUUGUCCUUCGCCGCCUGCGUGGGCAGCGAGGAGAUCGUGAGGCUGCUCCUGGAGCACGGCGCCGACCUCCGCGCCCAGGACGCGCUGGGCAACACGGUGCUGCACAUCCUCACCCUGCAGCCCAACAAGACGUUCGCCUGCCAGAUGUACAACCUGCUGCUGUCCUACGACGGGCUGGGCGGCCAGCUGCAGUCCCUGGACCUCGUGCCCAACCACCAAGGCCUCACCCCCUUCAAGCUGGCGGGCGUGGAGGGCAACACGGUGAUGUUCCAGCACUUGGUGCAGAAGCGGAAGCACAUCCAGUGGACAUACGGGCCGCUGACCUCCACCCUGUAUGACCUCACGGAGAUCGACUCCUGGGGAGAGGAGGUGUCUUUUCUGGAACUUGUGGUUUCCUCCAAGAAGCGGGAGGCACGGCGGAUCCUGGAACAGACGCCAGUGAAGCAGCUGGUGAGCUUCAAGUGGAACAAAUACGGGCGGCCCUACUUCUGUGUGCUGGGCGCCUUGUAUGUGCUCUACAUGUUCUGCUUCACGAUGUGUUGCGUCUACCGCCCCCUCAAGUUCCGGAAUGUCACUCGCACCGAUGCCAGAGACAUCACCAUCCUCCAGCAGAAGCCCCUGCAUGAAGCCUAUGUGACUUAUGAGGAUAAAUUCCGGCUGGUGGGGGAGCUGGUGACCAUCAUUGGGGCCAUGAUCAUCCUGCUUUUAGAGAUCCCAGACAUCUUCAGGGUGGGUGCCUCUCGCUACUUUGGACACACAGUCCUCGGAGGGCCAUUCCAUGUCAUCAUCAUCACCUACGCUUUCCUCGUGCUGGUGACCAUGGUGAUGCGACUCUCCAACAUGGAUGGCGAGGUGGUGCCCAUGUCCAUCGCCCUGGUGCUGGGCUGGUGCAGUGUGAUGUACUUUGCUCGAGGAUUCCAGAUGCUGGGACCCUUCACCAUCAUGAUCCAGAAGAUGAUUUUUGGAGACUUAAUGCGCUUCUGCUGGCUGAUGGCAGUGGUUAUCUUGGGCUUUGCUUCAGCGUUCUAUAUCAUCUUCCAGACAGAGAACCCCAACAACCUGGGUCAUUUCUACGACUACCCCAUGUCCCUGUUCAGCACCUUUGAGCUGUUCCUCACCAUCAUCGACGGGCCGGCCAACUACGACGUGAACUUGCCCUUCAUGUAUGGCAUUGUCUACUUCGCCUUCGCCAUCAUCGCCACGCUGCUCAUGCUCAAUCUGUUCAUCGCCAUGAUGGGCGACACGCACUGGCGCGUGGCUCACGAGCAGGAUGAGCUCUGGAGGGCACAGGUAGUGGCCACUACCGUGAUGCUGGAGCGGAAGCUACCCCGUUUCCUGUGGCCUCGUUCGGGGAUCUGUGGGUUCGAGUAUGGCCUGGGGGACCGCUGGUUCCUGCGAGUCGAGAAUCACCAUGAUCAAAAUUCUCUGCGAGUGCUUCGCUAUGUGGAAGCGUUCAAGAACUCAGAUAAGGAGGAGGGAGAAGAGCGUCUUUCUGAGAAACAGCCCUUUGUGGUAGAAAAUGAGACUCUCACCAGACCCUUCACGGCCCUCCCGACUCCCUCCGUGUCCCGGACCACCUCCCGCAGCAGUAGCAGUCACAGGGGCUGGGACAUCCUUCGGCGUAACACGCUGGGGCACUUGAAUCUUGGACUGGACCUUGGUGAGGCAGAUGGAGAGGAGAAAGUCUACCAUCUAUGA
Messenger RNA from Sorex araneus (European shrew), 2196 nucleotides. It is a transcript of the gene TRPV5, whose product is annotated as transient receptor potential cation channel subfamily V member 5. The record is from RefSeq and is a predicted model, not a curated record. Lineage: Eukaryota; Metazoa; Chordata; Mammalia; Eulipotyphla; Soricidae. Gene Ontology annotation, molecular function: protein binding; calcium channel activity. The coding region runs from base 1 to 2196 and encodes 731 amino acids. The transcript has 15 exons. Gene Ontology annotation, cellular component: membrane. Gene Ontology annotation, biological process: calcium ion import across plasma membrane.